AUGCCUCAGGAGGUUGCCGACAUCAAGAAGUUCAUCGAGAUCUGCCGCCGAAGCGACGCUUCGUCCGCACGCAUCAAGAAGAACAAGCAGACCAACAACAUCAAGUUCAAGGUCCGCUGCCAGAAGCACCUCUACACUCUCGUGCUUAAGGACAACGACAAGGCCGAGAAGCUCAAGCAGAGCCUUCCCCCCAACCUGCAACUCACCGACGUCUCCUCCAAGAAGAAGUCUACUUAA
Molecule: messenger RNA, 237 nt
Organism: Fusarium coffeatum
Lineage: Eukaryota; Fungi; Ascomycota; Sordariomycetes; Hypocreales; Nectriaceae
Exons: 4
Coding region: 1-237 (78 amino acids)
Biological process (GO): protein-RNA complex assembly; translation
Cellular component (GO): cytosolic large ribosomal subunit; ribosome
Molecular function (GO): structural constituent of ribosome
Source: RefSeq, a predicted model, not a curated record